This is a messenger RNA of Polypterus senegalus (gray bichir), 1563 nucleotides long. Its product is annotated as tubulin alpha-8 chain-like. Gene Ontology annotation, cellular component: microtubule; cytoplasm. The transcript has 4 exons. NCBI's taxonomy places the organism in Eukaryota, Metazoa, Chordata, Cladistia, Polypteriformes, Polypteridae. Gene Ontology annotation, biological process: mitotic cell cycle; microtubule cytoskeleton organization. Gene Ontology annotation, molecular function: GTP binding; structural constituent of cytoskeleton. The record is from RefSeq and is a predicted model, not a curated record. The coding region runs from base 142 to 1491 and encodes 449 amino acids.
UUCAGUCGAAAAGGCGCGCAGGCGUUCUUAAAGAAGGCGCGGCAAGCUCGUCAGUUAUUAAGAGCCUCGCUUAGCGUUUGCUAGUUUUCUCAGAGGUCAGUGGUGGUGUUGCUACUGCUACUGCUCAAACGUGACGACGCAAUGAGGGAAUGCAUUUCUGUCCAUGUUGGCCAAGCUGGUGUCCAGAUGGGGAAUGCUUGCUGGGAGCUGUACUGUCUGGAACAUGGCAUAAUGCCCGAUGGGACGAUUUCUGACCCAAACAGUUCAAUUGCAGACUCUUCCUUCGGGACCUUUUUCAGUGAAACUGGAUCAGGAAAGCAUGUGCCCAGAGCUGUGUUGAUCGAUCUUGAACCAACUGUUAUAGAUGAAAUCAGGAAUGGUACAUAUCGCCAUCUGUUUCACCCAGAACAGCUCAUCACUGGAAAAGAAGAUGCAGCCAAUAACUAUGCCCGUGGUCACUACACCAUUGGAAAGGAGAUUAUAGACCCAGUGCUAGACAGAAUCCGUAAAAUGUCUGACCAAUGCACUGGCCUGCAGGGUUUCUUGGUUUUUCAUAGCUUUGGUGGAGGUACUGGUUCAGGGUUCACUUCCCUGUUGAUGGAAAGACUGUCUGUGGAUUAUGGGAAGAAGUCAAAACUGGAGUUUUCGGUCUACCCUGCCCCACGCAUCUCCACAGCAGUGGUCGAACCCUACAACUCUAUUCUGACCACACACACCACUCUGGAACAUUCAGAUUGUGCCUUUAUGGUGGACAAUGAAGCUAUCUUUGAAAUCUGCAAUCGAAAUCUGGAUGUUGAGCGGCCUUCGUACACCAAUCUAAAUAGACUUAUUGGCCAGAUUGUGUCUUCAAUAACUGCCUCUCUGAGAUUUGAUGGUGCUUUGAAUGUGGAUCUAACUGAAUUUCAAACCAACCUAGUUCCUUAUCCCAGAAUUCACUUUCCUUUGGUAACCUAUUCUCCCAUUAUCUCGGCUGAGAAAGCUUACCAUGAGCAGCUUUCUGUGGCAGAGAUAACCAAUGCUUGCUUUGAGCCUUCAAAUCAGAUGGUGAAAUGUGAUCCAAGGCGUGGGAAGUACAUGGCUUGCUGCCUCCUGUAUCGAGGUGAUGUUGUGCCAAAAGAUGUGAAUGCAGCCAUCGCUAAUAUUAAAACCAGGCGGAGCAUCCAGUUUGUUGACUGGUGUCCAACUGGGUUUAAGGUGGGUAUUAAUUAUCAGCCACCAACUGUGGUACCUGGAGGUGAUCUGGCAAAGGUGCAACGUGCUGUCUGUAUGCUGAGCAAUACAACUGCCAUUGCAGAGGCAUGGAGCCGCUUGGACCACAAGUUUGACCUGAUGUAUUCCAAGCGAGCAUUUGUUCAUUGGUAUGUGGGAGAAGGCAUGGAAGAAGGUGAGUUCUCGGAGGCUAGGGAAGAUAUGGCUGCUUUGGAGAAAGACUAUGAAGAGGUUGGAGCAGAUUCUGUAGAUGCACAAGAAGAGGAGGAUGAAGAAUAUUAAAUGUUUUGAAUUACUGAUCAGCUUGCCUUUCAUCUGUGUAAAAUGGCUUGUAUGAAAUAAAUGCAUACCUAU